Drosophila rhopaloa is the source of this 851-nucleotide messenger RNA. Its product is annotated as uridine diphosphate glucose pyrophosphatase NUDT14. The record is from RefSeq and is a predicted model, not a curated record. Gene Ontology annotation, biological process: nucleoside phosphate metabolic process; ribose phosphate metabolic process. Bases 42 to 758 code for a protein of 238 amino acids. The transcript has a single exon. NCBI's taxonomy places the organism in Eukaryota, Metazoa, Arthropoda, Insecta, Diptera, Drosophilidae. Gene Ontology annotation, molecular function: metal ion binding; UDP-sugar diphosphatase activity.
UUAUUUUUUACGUUUCAAAAUGAGUUUCGAACAAACAAAUCAUGUUUGGAAUUCUUGGAAGUAUUCGUCGUUCCUGGAGUUCCACUUCGUCUGCCAAAACGAGUUUUAAGAACUCCCUGAGCUGUAUAUCGCGGAUUUUCUUUGGACCUCUACCCAAGGACUCCAAAUGGAUAAAACCAGGACGCCUACACUAUAUAGAAAAUGAUGUGGAAAAACAUGCGGACAUUAUAAAAACUAUGGAUGGUGUGGUGGUUCUGUUGUACAACAUAUCCCGGAAGAAAUUGAUAUUUGUGCGUCAAUUCAGGGGAGCGGUUUACCAGGGAAUUUAUUCUGGUCAAAAUGUGGAAAUGUCCAAAGGAGAAGCUGAUCUGGAGAAGUUUCCCCCUGAUAUUGGAAUAACCUUGGAACUUUGCGGGGGCGCCGUGGACAAGGACAAAAGCUUGGCGGAAAUCGCCAAGGAGGAAGUGCUGGAGGAGUGCGGAUAUGAGGUGCCCACGAAGUCCUUGGAGCGUGUAUUAGAUUACAGAUCGGGUAUUGGAACAUCUAGUAGUGCCAUGACAUUGUUUUACUGCGAGGUGUGCGAUGGUCAAAAGGUUUCAGAAGGAGGUGGAGUGGAUGACGAGGAAAUCCAGGUGGUUGAGAUGCCUGUGGAGGAGUCAAAUAAGCUGGUCGAAGCUGGUGCUGUUACCAACGGCGGCCCCUCCUGUCUGAUGGGAUUACUGUGGUUCUUUCUGUACAAGGCCCCCAAGGUUUCCUAGUGGUUCCUUUAAUUACGAUGAUUUAUCUCAAACUUUAAAUGUUGUUAAACUCUGUACGAAUCAAAGUAAAAUAUUAAUAUGGUUUGUCGAUGA